AUGGCUCGCGCGUCUGGGAAAGCACACAUGAUCGUUCUGGAUGUCGGACAAAGCACUGCGAUAGCUACUGGUAACGAUAAGCAAUCGUUCUUCCAAAAGUCGAAAGUUUGUGUAUCCCUUAUCAUGCAGCGUUUGAUUUUCAGCGCGCCCAACGAUCACGUCGGAGUCGUUCUUUACGGAACGAAAGAAACCAACAAUCAACUAAACGUCGAAAUAGGCGGGUAUGAGCACAUCACGGAAGCGUUUGAAUUGCAGCAAGCAAACUGGCAAACGCUCAGAAUAAUGCAAAACCAAGUAACACGUUCAAACUUGGAAGCGUGCUGGUUCGAUGCGCUGAUUGUCGCAACCAAUGUGUUGAAAAGUGAAACCAUGGGCAAAAAAUUCACCGAAUGCAGUAUAAUUCUGAUUUCUCCGUUCUAUAAACGAGCAGAUGUGGCGGAAGAUCAGCUGUCUAAUUUUCUGGAUGGUUUACGCAGCAUGCAUGGUGUACUGCAUCUCAUUACCAACUUUGUCCUUCAUCCUGCCGCAUCGGUUGGUACGAUUUUCACUACAUCAGGUGCGUUUGAUGAGCAGGCACACAAAUCCGAAGCACGUUCCGCAAAUGAACGGUGGCUAAAGCAAGUAUUAAAAGACACAAAUGGAACCGUGUCGAACAUAAACUGGGCAGAGCGAAUGUUGGCAUUCUUCGACCCGAAACUGGUACGACCUACACCGUGGAACUCCGUCCUGAGCAUUGGCACGAAAGUGAAUCUGUCCAUUUCGGCGUAUGUUAUGAUAAGUGAGCAGAAAGGAUUGGGAUCGUUCAAGGUGGAUAGCGUGGACGAUUCCAGCAAGGUGGAAAUGAAAACGCAAUACUUUCUGAACGAUAAACAGAUGGAAAUUUCGAUGGAAGAUAUCAUUAUGGGUUACAUGUACGGCUCUACAGCAGUACCGUACGACAAUACGAUCGAUAUCGAGUACAGGUCGGGAGAUGCGCGCUUAGCCUGCCUUGGGUUCACUGCGUCCAGCAAUAUCCUCGAGGAACAUUUGAGUUCGAAAGGGUCACACGUGGUGGUGGCAAAGAAGGGAUGUACCGCUUCCAAUCACAAGCUAGCUGCAUUAGUUAAGGCAAUGGACGAGCUGCAGGUUACGAUGAUCGCCACCAAGGUUUACCGUAAAGACACAAGGCCAAGAUUAAAUGCGUUGCUACCGACGUAUAGAAAUGAAAUUCCAUGUCUCGUGAUGCUGGAGCUGAUAUUUCAGGAUGAGGUAUGCUGCUUAAAUUUCCCUCGGCUGCUAAAAUCUAAACCAAAGCCAACAGAUGAACAAUACGAAGCGAUCGGCAAGCUUAUCGAUAGCAUGAACUUAAUGGAUGCUGUUGAUGAUUCAAAUGGUGAGUCGCGUGAAGCGUUCGCUCUCAACAGCACAUACAAUCCGACGCUUCAGCACGUUUACCGAGCGGUAGCUCACCGUGCAGUCAAUCCCAAACAACCGUUGCCAGCGGUGUUGGAUGGCUCGUUGCAAGAGUUGAUCACCGUGCCGAAGAAGGUGUCAGAUCGAUCAAAACCAGCCCUGGAAGAGGUAAAAAGGCUGUUUGAAUUAAAAGAAAUCAAACAAAAUACGCGCGCUGAAUGGCUUCAACGAAUGGCAAAGGUUAAGCUAGAUGAUGAUGCCACCUCUACCGUUUCCACCAUAGACAGUGGCAUUAUGAUGGAGGACGAUGAUGCCGAUCGACGAACGGUUGUCUCCGUGGGCACCCUAACACCGGCAGAGGAUUUCGCUCUUCUGCUAAGACGGGGUGAAAAAUUUGCCACCGUAGCUUCACAGCUGCAAAGCGUCCUGUUCGAACUGUUAUUCACCUCAAUGCGACCACCGGGGGAUAAAGUCGUUGCCGCGCUGGCGGUGUAUCGAAGCGAGGCACAAAAUCUUGGCCCGUACCGUUACAAUGAGUGGAUAACGGAGUUUAAAGAUAUGUUGCUAACGCGAGGUAAGCGAGCGUUCUGGGAGGAAGUAAUUGUUGGUAAGCAAUUGGGUCUAAUCGAUUCACAGCAAAGUGAGAUGAGUACGGUAAGUGUGGAACACGCAGCAAAUUUUUACAAAACACCGACACAAAACAAUACUACAGUCGAAAGUUCCGGUGCGGGUGAUGACAUAGAUGCGGAUAGUUUGUUUGAUGAGUUAAAUGGGUCGUUCUAG
Messenger RNA from Anopheles maculipalpis, 2175 nucleotides. RefSeq names its product X-ray repair cross-complementing protein 5-like. Gene Ontology annotation, molecular function: damaged DNA binding; DNA helicase activity; telomeric repeat DNA binding. The coding region runs from base 1 to 2175 and encodes 724 amino acids. Lineage: Eukaryota; Metazoa; Arthropoda; Insecta; Diptera; Culicidae. Gene Ontology annotation, biological process: cellular response to gamma radiation; DNA recombination; telomere maintenance. The transcript is spliced from 4 exons. Gene Ontology annotation, cellular component: Ku70:Ku80 complex; nucleus. The record is from RefSeq and is a predicted model, not a curated record.